Elephantulus edwardii (Cape elephant shrew) is the source of this 936-nucleotide messenger RNA. RefSeq names its product olfactory receptor 7E24-like. The transcript has a single exon. Gene Ontology annotation, cellular component: membrane. The coding region runs from base 1 to 936 and encodes 311 amino acids. The record is from RefSeq and is a predicted model, not a curated record. Gene Ontology annotation, biological process: G protein-coupled receptor signaling pathway. NCBI's taxonomy places the organism in Eukaryota, Metazoa, Chordata, Mammalia, Macroscelidea, Macroscelididae. Gene Ontology annotation, molecular function: G protein-coupled receptor activity; olfactory receptor activity.
AUGGAACCACAGAAUAUAACAAGUGUCCCUGACUUCAUCCUCCUGGGCCUUUCAGAUGAUCCAGAACUUCAGACUCCCCUCUUCACAAUGUUCUUCUCCAUUUAUCUGGUUGCUGUGUUGGGGAAUCUGCUCAUUAUCCUGGCCAUCAGCUCGGAUAGCAACCUCCAUACCCCUAUGUACUUCUUCCUUUCCAAUCUGUCCCUGGCUGACAUUGGUUUCACCUCCACCACAGUCCCAAAGAUGCUUAAUGAUAUCCAUACACACCACAAAAUCAUACCUUAUGAAAGCUGCCUGAUUCAACUGUCACUGGUAAUUUUUUUUGCGUGUAUGGACAGUCUGCUCCUCACUGCAAUGGCCUAUGAUAGGUUUGUGGCCAUCUGUCACCCCCUGCACUAUCCAAUCAUUAUGAAUCCCCGAUUCUGCGGUCUGCUGGUUUUAAUAUCUUUUAUCACUAGCCUUUUGGAUUCCCUGCUGCACUGCUUGGUGGUGUCACAACUUACCUUCUGCACAGAUGUGGAAAUCCCUAGUUUCUUCUGUGAUGUUCCACAACUCCUCAGUCUCGCCUGUACAGUUACUUCAACCACUACGGUAUUAGUCUAUUUCAUGAUUGCUAUCUUCGGUGGUGUUCCGGUCUCAUUGAUCCUUUUCUCUUAUAAGCGAAUCGUUUCCUCUAUUCUGAAAGUUCCAUCAUCAGGUGGAAAGUAUAAGGCUUUUUCCACCUGCGGCUCUCACCUGUCAGUUGUUUGCUUAUUUUAUGGAGCAGGUAAUGGAGUGUACCUCAGCUCAAUUUUUUCACCCUCUCUUAGGAGUGGUGCAGUGGCCUCAGUGGUGUAUACUGUCAUCACCCCCAUGCUGAAUCCUUUCAUCUACAGCUUGAGAAACAGGGACAUCAAGAAGGCCCUGCAGAAGAUCCUUAGCAGAACAGUCUCUCUUUAA